Molecule: messenger RNA, 1380 nt
Organism: Penicillium olsonii
Lineage: Eukaryota; Fungi; Ascomycota; Eurotiomycetes; Eurotiales; Aspergillaceae
Source: the annotation of a GenBank genome assembly
AUGCGGCAGCCCCCAACCAAUUCGACGUAUGUCAAGCCACAAUUUGUUUCUAUGAGCGCACGCUUAUUGUUCGAAGAGGCAGAAUCCGGUCUAUCCAAGCGCCAAAAGAACAUUUCGCCCAUUUCUCAGCAGCUUUCAGAUGAGCAAGGAUCUGAAAAUAAUGACUUCUUGAAUGGAUUAACUAAAAUAACACCUCUCAGAAUCGGAGAUACAGAGAAUGUUGCGGCUUACUAUCAAAGAGCUCUCAAUAACUUCCAACAGUUUAAUUGCUCCAUUAUUGCCAAAGCAUUUAUAAAACACAUCGAGCCACGCAAGCAAGUCAGAUACCCUUAUAACGGCGGAAAGCUACUGUCAGGAUCCGGCCCUGGAACUUCCGCCGACCCAGAAAAAACCAAGCCUAAAUGGUGGCCACCAGGUGUUAUGCACAAGGCGCCUGACCAUUUGAGAAAACAGGGUAUGUUUCUAUGCAAAGUGAUUCUGUCCGAAUUGUGCUUAAAGUUUACUGCACUAGAUCGCAUCAAACUGAUCCUUCACAUUAUCUGCAACCUCGGUCACUAUAAUAUCACUGCCGAUCAAUUGAGAGAUGUCGCACAGGAUACCAAGCGGACCCUGAGGGACCCAAGUCACGUUGGGAUCAUUGAUGAGAUCCUUCGGGUUCGGAGGAUGGAGGAAUUAUUUGAUCAAGAUCAAAUUGAUGCUAGUAUGAUUGUCUACGUCAAGAAUGGUCAAAGAACUCAUGACAAGAAGGACGAUGAAGAUGAUGCGUUUGCCGAAGCAACCUCACUGAUUGUCGGAGUGUCUAAACAAACUGAGCAAGGACUGGCUACAGAAUUCGUCGAGCAAAGAUCUGCUGCCCUAGCCACAACAGCCAACGCUCGUGCGUCGGCAUCAGCUUACUCAUGUGGCUUCUCUAUGCCCAUGCCUCUUGGCUUCAAAGGAGAUGGUCUGCAAAAUCAUCCUGACUACACCGCGACGCCCCAAUACACUGGCUCAUUAUCGCGGCCUAUACUCAGCACUUCUGAGACUGCGGAAAGAAUCGGUCCACAAAGCUCUCCUUUCUUCAGCUACUCAGGUCAGAAUUCUUUCCUUGGAACCACCUCGAACCACCAGUACGCUGCGGCAUCAGAUCACUGUGGCCCUGGAUUCAGUACAGGCCUUUAUCAAAACGUCUCCAGCCAGGCCGAAUACGGCUCAGCAACGAGUGGAAGAGCUCUACCUCCCCUAAGGUACUACGACAUGCCUGCGGCCUCUGCAAACUUGCAAAACAUUGGAGGUCAUUGCUCCCAGGCACCUAAAGAGCUUAUGAGUCAAAACUCUUGGCACCUUUGCACAGAUUCAACAGGUCACUGCUAUGAUAUGCCACUCUACCACCCCACCUAA